This is a messenger RNA of Phoenix dactylifera (date palm), 1959 nucleotides long. The record is from RefSeq and is a predicted model, not a curated record. Lineage: Eukaryota; Viridiplantae; Streptophyta; Magnoliopsida; Arecales; Arecaceae.
AUGGAUUACCACUUGGUGCAGUUUUCAGUUGUGUAUAAAAUUGUCUCCAUAAUAUUUCAACCUUCUCUUUGUGCUAAUCAGGUUUUCAAGGAAAAGAAACAGAGUGAUAAGCCAGUGAGAGAAAGUUUUGUCUGUGGAGCCUGUGGUCAGCUUGGACACAUGAGGACCAACAAGAACUGCCCUAAAUAUGGAGAAGAUGCGGAAACUUCAGAACUAGAAAGUGUCUCAGGUAAAUCCAAUCUUCCUGAUGCUGCAACUCAGCUUCAAGUGAAAACUCCGAGCAAGAAAUUGGUGCCUAAGAUGUUUGCAAAAGUGGCAGAGGCAGAUGUAACAGAAAGUGUUGAAAAGGUAGGACUGAAUUUGCAGAAAAAGAUUCUUCCAGUGAAGUUUAAAUGUGGUCCAGCUGACAAGCCUUGUGAGAAAAACUUGUCAGGGAUUCAUGCUCCUGAUAAACAGAUUGUAGAUCCAGAGGCAGAGAAUAAAUCGACAGGAAAGAUCAAUAAAAUAAUAAUAUCUAAUAAGAUGAAGUCUGAUGAUGUUCAGCAUGAAAUUCAGAAACCCUCUGUUGUUAUACAUCCUCCUGUUGACCCAGAGAGAGAACAACCACGCAAUAAAAUUAUCAUCAAACAGCCUAAAGUUAAUACUAAUGUGGAGCAAGUUAAUUCUGCCAUCGACACUGGAAUGGAUCAUGAUUUCAGAAAAAUAAAGAAAAUUACUGAAUUAUCAAGUUUUGAGAAACAGAAAAAGCAGGAGAGCCGGCAGUUCCCUGAAGAGACAAGCAAAACAAAUCCCAUCUAUGACAGGAGAUUAUGGGAUGAGGAAGAGAAAAGGAGAAGCAAGGAGAGGAUAGCAGAAGAGAAAACUAGGAGGAUGCUGCAGGAGGAAAGAAGGAUGCAAGAAGAGCAUCAAAGAUUGUUUGAGGCUAGAAGGUAUGAAGAAUCAUUCAGGAGGGAGGAAAAGGCAAAGAAGAAGAAGAAGAAAAAGAAAAAACCUGAUUUCAGAGAUGAAUACUUAACUGGAUCAUAGGCCAUACAGAAACGACAGAAGGAUACCUGAAAGGGAUCGAGCUGCAAAGAGGCAGUCUCUGGCUGAUGCAGGACAGACAGAAUACACACCAUUAACAAAGCGCCGUAGAGGAGGAGAGGUUGAGUUGUCCAACAUAUUGGAGAGCAUACUCGAUAGCUUGAGGGAAAAUAUCGAAAUAUCAUAUCUUUUCCUUAAACCUGUGACAAAGAAAGAAGCCCCUGACUACCUUGACAUCAUAAAGCGCCCGAUGGACCUUUCCAUGAUCAGAGAGAAGGUAAGAAACAUGGUAUAAGAGCCGAGAAGACUUCAGGCAUGAUGUUUGGCAGAUCACUUAUAAUGCCCAUAAGUACAAUGAUGGUCGAAACCCUGGCAUUCCCCUGCUUGCUGACCAGCUCUUGGAACUCUGUGAUUACUACUUGGAAGAGAAGCAUCACAUGUUGAGCGAUGUUGAGGGUGGAAUUGAGUUCAGGGAUAUUUAGAAAUAAUUCAUUGUGAUCAUCUAAUCUGAAGCAACUGUGAUCCACUCUGGUCGGAAGCAAUUGGUAUGUGAUCAAAUGUGGAACAAAAUUCAGUUCUUCUCUAUUAUGUGGUCUUCGGUGCAAACAUUUGAUCUGGUCCAUGAUGGAUUGAGGGGCGUAAUUUUUUCCUGUUCCCUUGUACACAGAGGGGUUUCUGAAUUGUGUAAUUGGAAAUGUCAUUUUUGGCCGUGUUAAGGCACCAAAGUAGACAUGACGCAUGGCAUUGUACAUAUUUUUGGUACCAGUGUAGGGCCCCAGGGCACUUUGUAUUCAAUACUUUGUAUCAGAAUUGCCUACGUAUCCUUUGGUAGAACUUUAGUAACCCAAUAUCACAGGAAGGUGGAAUACCACUAUUUUGACUGGCUACUCUGGUGAAAGCAAAUGUUGUGUCCAAAUAAAUUUUGGCUUGUAGGAU